This is a messenger RNA of Oncorhynchus kisutch (coho salmon), 4196 nucleotides long. RefSeq names its product zinc finger and BTB domain-containing protein 26. Gene Ontology annotation, molecular function: RNA polymerase II cis-regulatory region sequence-specific DNA binding; protein binding; DNA-binding transcription factor activity, RNA polymerase II-specific. The transcript has 3 exons. Lineage: Eukaryota; Metazoa; Chordata; Actinopteri; Salmoniformes; Salmonidae. The coding region runs from base 821 to 2173 and encodes 450 amino acids. The record is from RefSeq and is a predicted model, not a curated record. Gene Ontology annotation, biological process: regulation of transcription by RNA polymerase II.
ACUAGCACUUCCGCACUGUAGGCAAACUGCAAUCUUUUUCAAGACGAUUCUAGAUUGAAAAGUAGAUUCAUGUAAAGUGAUUUUACCGAGACAGUUUUCGAGGCGUGAUUUUCCUAUUGACAAUAGACGAUAGGUGAAUGUUUUCUCUAGCGCUGAAAUAUAGUAAUGCUGUUGUCUUUACAUUCGGGACACUGGUAAAAUAUGGCCACUGUUUUAGAGCCGCAUCUAGAUUCCCGUGAUGAAGAGAAAGAACGCCGAGUAGACAUAAUAUGCGCUUGCUUGAUCGUUUCACUAAAACAAUGAAUGACGCCUAGCUGUGUUUCUGUUUGAUCCAAAUGGAGUGACAUCAUUUUUUCUGAAUAUUUAUCAAACAUCAGUUUGUCUUCUGACGAUUAGGCUCCGCGUCUGCUGUCAACCAUGUCUCCGCACAGCAGCAUAAUAAUAGGCCUAAGAAUAAUAAUCCUACUAUAUUAUCAAUUGAGAUUGUUUUACGGCUUGAUAUGUUUCAGUUUUCAUAUUGAUCUCUUAUAAUAUCAGCAUUAUUGAUUGUUCAAAGAUUUAUUUGAUAAUAACGAAAAUAUUAUGUCAUGAUUUUCUAUUUGGGUAUGGUACACUUCACAUUACACUGAUAGUCAUUGCUCAGAAACAUAAAUUAAUGUUGCACUCUCUUAUCAUCAUGCUUGACCCUUAUAAUGUAGUUUGAGCCGUUUUGAUGUCUUAAGCCUUUAUAAUGACAUAUUAUGUCUAUCUAGGACAUUUUCAACUGCCUCAAGCUGGCUGUUAUUAAAUCAGGGCCUGCAGGCAGCUGCAGGAAGCCACAAUGUCCAUGGCCCAGCAGCAGAACCAGGUGAUCCUCCAGUUCCGCUUCGGAACCUUCGGAGACUCUAUGCUGCAGAAGAUGAACCUGCUUCGCCGCCAGACCCGCUUCUGUGAUGUCACCGUGCGUAUCAAUGACCUGGAGGUCCCCGGACACAAGGUGGUGUUGGCUGCCGGUUCUCCCUUCCUCCGGGACCAGUUCUUUCUUCAGGACUCGUCCACAAGGGAGGUCCAGAUCUCCAUGACCCAGGAGGCAGAGGUGGGCCAGCGGCUGCUGCUGUCCUGCUACACAGGCACCCUGGAGCUGCCUGAGCUGGAGCUGGUCAACUACCUAACUGUGGCCAGCUUCCUCCAGAUGGGCCACGUGGUGGAGCAGUGCACCCAGGCUCUAAAGAAGUUCAUCCAGCCACGACACUGCCAAGUGAAACAGCAACCUCAGGAGGAGGAAGGAGAUGGAGAGACUCUCAGAGCCUCUCCCAUCCAGAAAAUACAGGAGCUGCCCCAUGCCCAGGUAAUAAAUCAUGAGGAGGAGGAUGAUGAAGAUGAUGAUGUGAUAAUUCAGCCGAUGACCCCUACCCAGAGGCGAGACAGGGGUGAGGGCGAGGAGAGCCCCAUCACCAUCGUAAAGGUGGAGGCCAUUUGUGAGCGGGUGUCGGAGAUGUCUGAACGCUCCUCUGCCUCCAUUGCAGGGUGCUUCCACACCAGCCCCCCAUCGUCAUUACACUCCCCUGAGCCCCAGCACUCCCUAAUCAACUCCACCGUGGACACCCGGGCUGGUGAGAUGACCAUACCACAUAUGCCAGGAUACCCGCUCAGCCCCCCCCCACUACCCACCUCAGCCACAGGGAGACCUAAUCUGGGGGGGCACCUACGAAACUCAGACAAAUCUCUUCAGUGGUACCACCAGUGCCCAAAGUGUGCCCGUGUGUUCCGCCAGCUAGAGAACUACGCCAACCACCUCAAGAUGCACAAGCUGUUCAUGUGCCUGCUGUGUGGAAAGACGUUCACCCAGAAGGGUAACCUGCACCGGCACAUGCGGGUCCACGCUGGCAUCAAGCCCUUUCAAUGCAACAUAUGUGGCAAGACCUUCACUCAGAAAUGCUCUCUCCUGGACCACCAGAACUUACACAGUGGAGACAAGCCCCAUCGCUGUAACUACUGCGACAUGGUGUUCGCACACAAGCCCGUGCUCCGCAAACAUCUCAAACAAAUCCACGGCAAGAACAGCUUUGACAACGCCAACGAGCGGAGUCUACUACAUGACGGGGUUCUUGAUUUUGAGUACGGGCGUAUGCAGGACUGUAGCAUGGACAAUAGCAUGGACAAUAAGCCUGUUGUUUUGGAUGACUCUCUUUAGUGCUGUAUCACGUUUCAUUUCUGCUGAGUCAUAAAUUAAUAGAUGCGUAGUAGUGUUAGCUGAAUUGUAAACCGUAUCGUACGGUACUUGAAGGUACAACACUGAAUAUUAGAAUAAAAGUUACUGUAGACGUGUAUACAGUAUGUGUUCAUAUUUUAUAACAAUGUUAAUUUAGUGAAUGAGUUAACAUGAUAUUUAAAAAGCUGCCCUGGUUGUGUGGUGUCAUUUUUGUAAUACAUGUAAAUGCAUAUUUUAUUUAUGAAUAGACAACAGAAUGUGAAUCUGUUAGAUUUUUUUAUCAGAUUAAAAUAGCAAGCUUUAAAAAUGUGUAAUGCUGACAUUUCUGUUAAGUCACAACAAGUGUUCUUAAGUGAAAUGAGUGCCAAAAAUAUUACUGACAUGAUUUCUCCUCAGGAGGAUUGUUUUGGCUAAGGUAGCCCACAGUAGGACCAAAGUGAUGAUAGUGUGUCUUUAAAACAUAAUAUGUUAUUAUUGUCGAUUAAGCCUGUUUUGGAAAUGGGUAGACAAUAAAUGCUUGUAUCUUGUAUGAGGAUGUGAUGUGGGUGAGAAUGAUGAGAAUGUUGUGUUUCUACCAUAUCAGAGGAGCAGACACCUAACAGGAAAACAAUGAGUCCCACAUUACUUUAAGUGACCCUAAAAGCUGAUCUAUUUGCAAUGUUAUUAGAUUGGUAGGUACAGGUUAAUUACAGUGUGUGUACACAUUGAUACGUAGUAUGGGUAGUUUGGGCCCAACUGUCAAUUAGAAUUUAUUUGCAAACCUAAUUGAUAGCCUACAAAGUCCAAACAGCUAUAGUUAGCUGUGCAACAAUGUAAGUACUAUGCAACAAUGUGUAUCUACACUGUAAUUACACUGUACCUGUCAAUGUAACCACCAUGUAAAACUAGUAUAUAUAUAUUUUUCAGCACAAUGGAACCAAACAAGUUACUGUAGUCAGCCUGUAACCCCAAAAGCAUUACUAUGCUUCCAACAGCAGAUGGAGCCAUUGUAUACCAUGUAAUCUCACAACAUGAUGCGCUGUCUUUUGUAUUCUCUGAGAACACUACAUAUAAGUUACCCAUUGUUGUGGUUGUAUUACUGAUCUUACAGUACUGUAAUUCAAGAUUGUAAGAGGAUUUACAUUGAUGACCAUUCCCCAUGCCACAGCAUCAGGGUUAUUAUAAUAUAGUAAAUUAAUGUUUACACGUGUCUUUUUAUCUGCUCUAUUUAGAUAUCAAUAUACUAUUGUACUUCAUACCAUGCCUUAUGAAUAUACGUAUUCACUGUCACACUGAUCUCUGUUUUAUUUACAUAGAUAUCAAAUUAAGGGGCCACAUCAGUUGAUUGACUACUUGACUGGUUACAAGUAACCUACAGACAGUUCUAUAUGCAUAUUGAGUGCAGUCUAGCCUGCGCAGAUUACAAGAUCAUUAUACUGUAUCAUAUUGAUGGCAUUUCUGAGAAGGUAAACACAUCACCAGGGAUUACAAAUAUCUACAAAUCUGAGCAGGCCUGCACAGAGUAUGUCUGUAAAUCUGGAAUACGCCCUCUGUGUGUGUGCAGGUGCGGUGGUGCAUGGACGCAUGGUCUGGUGCAGCUGGCAUGUCUUCCUGCGCCUAGCCCAAUCACUCAGGCAGACAGGAUCUGCUUGGCUGAAACUCUGCAGCUCCGCUGUGCAGCCAGUCACAAUCCUGACUCUUGGCUCACUCACAAUUACUGUAGUCAGCUCACAUGGCUAACUGGGUUUGCUCAUUGUUGUUAAGUCUCCUCCCGCUCCGGCGCUCAACGUCACCGGUCUACUAUCCACCGGUUCUGGCAACCCAUCUUUACGCACACCUGGCAACCAUCAUUACGCACACCUGGCAACCAUCAUUACGCACACCUGCAAAGUCUGUGCAGGACUUCAUUACUUACAAUUUAUCUAGCACUGUUUUGUCAGUCAUCAGGUAGUAUUGUUUGUGUGAGACGCUUCUUGUUUUGUAUCAUUCCAUGUUCGUUAUCAUUAAACUCACUAACUGCACCUGC